GAUUGAAGGAGAAGAGAUUGAUGAUAUAAACGUAACAAAGUAGUCGCGAAUUUUAUGAUCGCACUUUAAAAUGGGCGCUUCUUUCGCCGGUGAUAAAGACAAGAACAAAUCAGAGCCUACUGCCGGUGAGGUCGUAAAAUUCGCAUGGAUUUUCCUUCCGCACCUGCUCCCGCGGCUGCUUAAUCCGCAGUACGAGCAUUUUUGCGGAUAACUACAGGGAAAGUAACCUUCGACAUCUCCUAAACGGCUCAAGAUACAGGAAUGCGCUUUUACCACAAUAUAGUCCUAUAUCAACCCUAGUCAGACCAAAAAGUUCGACUCUCAAUACCUAGUUGAAACGGGAUGUCAACUAGUAAAGAGAAGGAUGAAGAAAAACCUGUAGUAGCGAAAACGGCCGUAGAUCUGCAAAGGUUAAAACUUGUAAAAUUAAUGAAAAACAUAGAUAAGCCAAUAAUACUACCAGAACGCCCUAAAGCGAAAAAUACACCAUCUGUGCCAGAAUUUGUUCGUAAUGUUAUGGGUAGUAGUGCUGGAGCUGGCAGUGGAGAGUUUCACGUGUAUAGACAUUUACGACGCAAGGAAUAUGCACGGCAAAAAUUUAUUCAAGAGAAAGCGCACAAGGAGUUGUUAGAUGUUGAAUAUCAUCAGAAAUUGGAGAAAAAUAAGAAAUUGGCAGAAGAAGCAACAGCAAAAAAACGUGCUAAGAGAUUAAAGAAAAAGCAAGGACGUAGGCAAAAGAAACAAGUGAAAACUACGAAAGAAGAUAACACUGUUGCAAGUGAAGGAAACAGUGAAGAUGAUAGUUCAGAUGAGAAUGAAGAAACUAGGAUUGCAGAAACUAGUAAAGAAUAUAAAAAUAAUAAAGGAAAUAUUCAGAAUUGUCUUGAAGAUAUGUCUACUGUUGAAGAUGAAUUGAAGGUAACAAAUGAGAGUCAAGAAAUCAUACCAAAAAUAUCUGUUAAAGUAACAAGUAAAAACAGUCAAUGUGAAAAUGGAACAUGACAAUGCAUAUUAAUAUUUUUGUUUGUUAGGUUUAAAAUUUCAGAAUAUAUGUAUUACUAGUAUAUAUGUAUAACUAGUAAAUUUGAUUUUACAAGCAAAUCUAUUGUAUCAUAUGCUAGUAUGUAUAUACAAUAUACUGUCCAAAAGUUCCUGGACUAAGGUAAUAAAAAUUAAAAAAAGAAGGCGAGUAUUUUUUUCUGUUUAUUUAUUCAAAACAGGAUCCAUCAUAUGUAAUACACAGUUUAGUACAUGUUUCCAACUUCUUCAUGGCAUUAGAAAAGUCUCCUGCGGGGAUCUUGUUUAGUUGAUUAUGGCUUUCUGAAGCCACUUAAAAAUUGUUCGAUUUAGUGCAUUACCGUAAGCUUUCUGAAUUAGUCUUUGUAUCCAAAAAAUCGACUUUACAACAAAAUUUAACCGCUAUAUAUUGUUCCUCCUAAACACCUAUCUCAUGAUAUAUGGAGUAAUGACACAAUUAGUGCGAGACAUUCUGCCUUAAUAACUGCAACUAUAUUAACGCCAAUUUGCAUUCUUGUGAGAAA
Messenger RNA from Harpegnathos saltator (Jerdon's jumping ant), 1541 nucleotides. Its product is annotated as PRKR-interacting protein 1 homolog. Gene Ontology annotation, molecular function: protein kinase binding; protein kinase inhibitor activity; double-stranded RNA binding. Gene Ontology annotation, cellular component: nucleolus. The coding region runs from base 343 to 1002 and encodes 219 amino acids. The record is from RefSeq and is a predicted model, not a curated record. Gene Ontology annotation, biological process: negative regulation of protein kinase activity. The transcript has 4 exons. NCBI's taxonomy places the organism in Eukaryota, Metazoa, Arthropoda, Insecta, Hymenoptera, Formicidae.